AAUAAAGUUUAGGCCUUGUAUCAAUUGUACCCACAGGGACAUUGUUUCAGAAAAUAGUUUGGAAGCAAUCCGGGAAAUAGUGUCCAGCCUGAGAAAUGCUCGAACUUUGGGUAACGGUUGGUUAUUCAGAGGCGAAGGUAUCGCUCACCAAGGGGUAGUCAAUGAAAUUGUGGCUUACAUUGAACAUGGUUCCUCGCGAUCUGUUCGAACCAUGCUAGAAGCAGGAUGGAGAUUGGAAUCUUCUCAAGCUCUGUAUACUUACUUAACUCGUUUGAAUCAACCAUUAAUUCCCUUUUCAAUUCAGUCGUUAGUCCUAGAUGCCAGUAACAUCGAUGUAACACCGGAAAUAGUAGCAUCCGAUGUUCUAGGGCUUAUUAGAGAAGAACUAUCAUCAAGGCACAAAGUGCUCAUUGGUUUAAUUCUUCACCUGUUGGAUUGCAGUAUAAAGUUGUCUCCUGCCGAUGAGCUCAGAGGACAUACUCUACCAGUGUCUUUGCUUCCGUUGUUUUUUAAUAUCGAGAAUUACCACUUUAUGCACGAAUGGAGAAGGAUUCUGGCAAUUUUCGUCGAAUUAAUCAGACAAGCACCCAAUGCCCUACUUGUAGAAGAAUCUCAAUCGGAAGCAUUGCUUUGAAUUUAUCUAUCAAAUAAAUGAGCCAUGUAUAGUCCUUUUAUUAACAUGUAUUUAGGUUAUAUAAAAAUACUGCAAUAA
Dendroctonus ponderosae (mountain pine beetle) is the source of this 712-nucleotide messenger RNA. RefSeq lists its product as uncharacterized. NCBI's taxonomy places the organism in Eukaryota, Metazoa, Arthropoda, Insecta, Coleoptera, Curculionidae. The record is from RefSeq and is a predicted model, not a curated record.